This is a messenger RNA of Microdochium trichocladiopsis, 1275 nucleotides long. RefSeq lists its product as uncharacterized. The record is from RefSeq and is a predicted model, not a curated record. Bases 1 to 1107 code for a protein of 368 amino acids. The transcript is spliced from 5 exons. Lineage: Eukaryota; Fungi; Ascomycota; Sordariomycetes; Xylariales; Microdochiaceae.
AUGGCCGAAUUGGAGAGUCGGAGUCUGGAAAUCAGAUCGGUCGCCUUGGCCGCUUGGGCGCUGGCCCUUGUGGCCGUCGUCCUGCGUGUAUGCGCUCGUGCCUUUAUCAUGAAGGCAUUUGCUGCCGACGAUUGGCUCAUGGUGGCCGCAAUGAUCGCUUUCACUGCCAGUACUGUUACGUGUGUGCUGGCAACCAUAGAAGGUUCGGGAAUGCAUACAGCGGAAGUACCACCGGAACGAAUUGAGAAUGCGUUGAUGUGGUUAUAUGCCUGCUAUCCCAGUAUCGCAGUCACUCUCGCUACCUCGAAGCUCUCCGUCGGCUGCUAUCUCUUACGUAUAACGAAUAAGAGGGUGCAUCGCUGGAUCAUCUUCCUCGCCCUCGGUGCUACAAUCGUUGCUAGCUCCAUUUUCUUCUUUGUCACUGUUCUGCAGUGCAGGCCGAUCUCCUUUGCGUGGGAAAAGAUCAGCGAAACGGGGACCUGCAUUGACAUCGACACGAUCAUCAAUAUCAUGUACGCUUAUAGCGCACUAACACUCUUCACCGAUAUCGCCUUCACCUUGUUGCCUGCAUGGCUGGUCUUUCACCUCCAGAUGAGCCUCAAGACGAAACUAGCUCUAACUCUGGUUCUCGGCAUGGCGUGCCUUGCCAGCACUGCCGUUAUCAUACGCUUCCCGCACCUUCGAGACUUCAAGGACCCCGAUCCCCUGUGCAGGCUGGCCAAUUUCUUCUUUGUAGGGGCCUCUUCUACCAUCUCGAUCUGGACGCAGAUCGAAGCCAGUCUCGCGAUCACCGGAGGCAGCUUUGCCACGCUCCGACCUCUGUACCGGAUCCUACUUGUCAAGCUUGGGCUAACGACCAAGUCGACACCGACCUACGGCCGCAGCGGCGCCAUCGAGCACAACUGCCCCGGCGGCGGUGGCAAUAGCAGCAACUUUAACAAGAGUCGACAGACGGCGCGCAACAUGUUUGGCAUGACUACGUUCAACCGGAUGGAGGACGACGGGACUGACGACGAGGAGUCGAGCGGCCGCGGAGAAGCUAUCGCCAGCACGACAGAUCUCCACAGCAAGACACCCGCCGAGAUUAUAGUUGCGCCGAGAGUGUAGAGGGGCCAGUGGGUUGUGGUUGGUUGGUUGGGUGUGGACCAUGGGGCGGCCAGAGCUAUGAACGACUGGUGCACCCCUGACUUCGAAUUGCCUACGGAGUGGGAGUUUCCAUGCUGUAAAUCCCUUGUUUACAUGUAAAUCUAUUCAUUUUCAACUAGCACCUUUAUU